Molecule: messenger RNA, 576 nt
Organism: Schistosoma margrebowiei
Lineage: Eukaryota; Metazoa; Platyhelminthes; Trematoda; Strigeidida; Schistosomatidae
Source: the annotation of a GenBank genome assembly
AUGACAAAACUUCGUGAUGGUCAGAUUUUGGAAACCUAUUAUGAUAAACUAAAUGAAUGUAUAAAAGAUAUGGAAGAUUGUGGCGUACGGCUAAAGUCUAUGCUAGACCAAUUGAAUGCUUUGAGACAACUAAGUCAAAAUGAAUCAAUUUACCAACAGUAUGCCACAUGCCAAUCGACAUUGGACUCAUCCGUAAAAGUAAAAAGUGAUUCUGCACUAGAUGAUAACAGUUUGUCUACUUUAAAUUCGACUCGAUCAUAUCCAUUAACAUCAUUAAAACAACAAACACAACAACGGAAGUUCAGGGAGACUUACUUAUGCGAAAUAUUGAACAUUGAAAUAAACGGACUAAUCAAACAAAUUGAACGUGAUUCAAGCAUUCGAAAAUAUUUAGUGAAAAUUAUAUUACCUAGCACUUCACAUUAUUUUCAAGUGAAUACUUUUGUUCAGGAUAAUGAUGAUGCUGUCCUAACAAAAUUUGUGUCAAUUUGGCGUCAUUUUGGACAAUAUGUUUCAUGGUUUACUGUUAUAUCAAUGUCUGAGCAUAUUUUGAAAACUUUCAAUAAUACAAACUGA